Molecule: messenger RNA, 822 nt
Organism: Manacus vitellinus (golden-collared manakin)
Lineage: Eukaryota; Metazoa; Chordata; Aves; Passeriformes; Pipridae
Product: extensin-like
Exons: 1
Coding region: 1-822 (273 amino acids)
Source: RefSeq, a predicted model, not a curated record
AUGACAGCGAUCGGCCAGCGGCUUGGCCGCCAUUUCCCCUGCUCCAGCCGCCCACUUCCGCUUCCUGCCGCCGCUCCUGCGGCCGCCGCGCCACCGCCUCCAUCUCCUCAGGGCUCUCCCGGCAGGCCCAGCCGCGCAAGGCGGCCACCGGCUCUUUCGGGUUCCGGGCCCAAUGAGGAGCGGAGCGACGUACCGCGGCACGCCUCGCGGACCCAGCGCUCGGCGGCACAGCCCUUCCGCGUUACCACGUGGCAGGCCACCUUCCCGCAUCAGGGGGCGGCACCGCCCGUCCCGCCUCCACGUACCGCCCGUCCAGCCUCACGUACCGCCCACGUCCCGCCUCAACACCGCCCGUCCCGCUCACGUACCGGCCGUCCCGCUCAAACACCGCCCUUCCCGCCUCACGUUCCCCGCCCAUUCCGCCUCAACAACCCGCCCUUCCAUCUCAAGGCACCGCCCCUCCCGCCUCAGGUUACCGCCUCAGGUACCGCCCCGCCCUUUCAUCUGCAUUCAGGGUCCUCCCGCCCCUCCACGCCUCAGGCACAACCUCCGCCUCGGGGACGGCCCCGCCUCUUCCCGCUCUUCCCGCCUCAGGCAUACCCCUUCUCACCUCUCCCGCCUCAGAGAUCGCACUUCCCGCCUCAGGCACGGCUCUUCCCGCCUCAGGCACGGCUCUUUACCGCCCUCAGGCACACACCUUUCCACCUCUCCCGCCUCAGGGACCGACCUUCCCGCCUCUCCCGCCUCAGGCACGGCUCUUCCCGCCUCAGGCACUGCCCUGUCCCUCCCGUCCCACACACCAUCCCGCCCUUCAUCUUCUGA